AUGACAGACACUACCGUAAAAACGGCAGCGAAAAUGACAGCAACAAAAACUACCAUGAGUAGCACGACUAUUUAUAGAAUCACUACCACAAAAGCCACCGUGAAGUUAUCAAUCUAUGGGCCAUCAACGACAGCGACAAUAACCACAAAGACAACUGUAGUGAGUACCGGCACUAACACUAACACUGAACCCGCUACCACAACCACCACACGCGCAACAAAUACGUAUCUCCCAGUCAUGAGUUUCGGCAGCAGUCCUUCUCCAUCGCAACCGCCUACUCUGAGCAUAAGCUCUCUGGAUAAAAGAGGCAGCGCAUCGAUAUACGUUACCGGGUCAAUUAGUGCCUUUGUCAAUGUUAUUGGAUGCUCUGCUAUUCUAAUCAUGACUUAUCAUAAAUCGGAAGGUCGUCUUCUCUCAUCGACCCAGAGAUAUCCUACAUAUAUGGCAGUGUUGGAUGCGCUCACAGGCCUAGUCUGUCUGCCUAAUCUAUUAUACCCGAUGACGAAUGACAGGCUGAUUCCUUCCGGCGCUUGCGUCGCGAUAGGGUUUGUCACGUCGUUGCUAAUCAUUAUUAAUAUGCUCUUGAUGGCCGUCGUGGCUGUCAUUGUCUUUCAUCGAGUGUGCAAAGGAACUCUCAUCACAUUCGGUGCGUGGGAUUGGAAAUUGUUUCUCAAGCUAUUGGUUCCGAGUCUAUUGAUUGGAUUCAUCGCAUUGGGCCUUGGUGGCUUUGGACCUGAUGUAUUUUGGUGCUUCAUUUUUCGUGCUGCUCCAGGCAGUCGCUGGAUUCUAAUAUCAACCAUAAUAAUCGCCUACGUCGUGACAGGAAUCACGACGGCUUCUUAUCUAUUGGUAAUUAGACGAAUUCACCGCUUAGAACCAAUGCUCACCACGACUGCCUUUGCUGAUGCGUUGAGACGUCAACGCACUUCGAGCACUCUGAACGGCAACCAAACGCCUAGCGGACCGUUUAGACGUACAUAUGAAAGAGUCUCAGCGGUGUUUGCUCCAACGCUUUCAUCGAGAGCGUCCUUUUACUUUUCCAAAUCGUUGGCAUCACAAAACGGACUGGUCUAUCCGACGUCGCCGAGAUUUGAAAACAAUGAUUCAUUGAACGAACCAACAUUCGAGCAAAAGAAAAUAGCGGCUACUGUUUCGCGUGCGACCAGAAAGAUGUCGUAUUACCUAUUUGUCCAGUUCAUACAAUACACGCCGGUAAUAUUAUUCUGUAUGGUGACAUUAAUACGAGAUCCGCCUGCGUGGAUUUAUGUGCUGACAAUAACGCUUCUUAAUCUGGGAGGAGUGUUGAAAGCACAUGCGUUCCUUUGUAACGAGAAAUACAAGAUAUUCCAAAAAGAUGGAGUUGACACGGAGAAAAAGGGGAUCAUUCCUCAACCAGACGUCCAGCCACCAAUAGCCGCCGCGACAGCGACCAUUAAUAAUGAUCAAUUGUUACAACUACCUACACAAGAAUCCACGCCAUCGACACCCACUCCUGAAAGGCUUUUACAGCGAUCUCUUUCAUUGCCAUCUUCAUCAGGUCAGCCUGAUACUCGAUCACCACCACAGCAGGAAACGAUCGAUAACCCUUUUGAACCCACCAACUCUUUUGAACCCAGCCCUUUCAAACCCGUACCACCAAACUUUCUCACAGACGAUGUUUGGCUAUUUAAUCGACUAGAAUCCAAUAUGGCUGAGCCUGAAGAUGGUCUGGAUUCCGAAGAACUUGACGGAUUGAUUCCUAUAGUUUUUUCACCAUCUGACGAAAGUCCAAAAGACAAUAUUCUGCAAGAUUCAAGUACCAAAAGUAGUAGUUCAAAAAUAAAAUCGCCACCAGCAGCUCGGACUCGCCGUCCAUUAGUAGAUUCAGAGAUGAUGCUACCUUUGUAUAUACGCGACGGUUCUCCUAGCAAGCAUAUGGACGUUAAUGUGACUGUUACACGACCACUUUCAUCCAUUCUUACUAAUGUAGUGUGGAAUAUAAAGAAUGACGAUGAAAAUAAUAGAGAUACGGGAGCGGGGACGGGAAUGGGUAUGGAAAGCGUAAUUAGGGAGGAAAAAAAUUAUUCUAGUGGCGAUGAAGAGGCUAUAGAUCCAUUUUUGUAUGCUGUUGAAAUUAAUGAUUAA
Messenger RNA from Paraglomus occultum, 2124 nucleotides. Lineage: Eukaryota; Fungi; Glomeromycota; Glomeromycetes; Paraglomerales; Paraglomeraceae. The record is from the annotation of a GenBank genome assembly.